CUUGAAUGAAUUGUAUUGUUUACGUUUCGGAAUCAAAAUGUCAGAAGAGGGGAAAACGUCCAUAUCUUUCGGAUUCUCAAAGAAAUCUGAAAAGAAAACUUUAACAAAUUCAAUAUCAGAGCAGGAAACAAAUGAAACAGAAUUUAUUACAUCACUUGAGGACAGAGAAGUUCAAAGCACCAAACCAAAACAAGAAAAGAAGGAAAUAAUAAUACCUCUUAUUAAAACCAACAACUGGAAGACCAAACAGCUAGACAAUAGUAAACACAAUAAAUCAAAUGAUGGCCUAGAGUCCCAAGCUGUACAGGAACUUCUCAAAGAUGCUGAGAAACAGAAGGAGAGCUGGGACAGCCGGGGAACAGUGGACACAGGCCUGGAGAUCCCAUUGCUGAUGCAGAACAAGGUGCCUGAGGGUUUUGAGACAGACGACCAGCUGGAUGUGUCUCUGCGACCCGACGAGCCUGCUGACACUGACUACGAAGAGAUCCCUAUCGAGGCAUUUGGUUUGGCCAUGCUGAAAGGAAUGGGGUGGAAGGAAGGGGAGGGCAUCGGCAGAAACAACAAAGCUGUGAAGCCAGUUGAGGCAGUGCUUAGGCCCAAGGGCAUGGGCCUUGGGGCUGACAGGGGGCAGGCUCAGGAUCUUAAUAAGUCCAAACAGGGGUCAGACAGCAAGAACAAUGGGGAAGACAGUGCCGAACUCAGGCUGAAAAAAGGGGCCUAUUGCCUGGUGGAGAGUGGGCCCAACAAAGAUUUAUAUGGGGUGAUCGAGGGAAUGGAUGAGGACAAUGCGAGACUGAUGAUCAAGCUCACUAUCAGUGGCAAACUGGUGUCAGUCAGUCAGUACAACACAAAACUGGUCUCUGCUGAGGAUUACCAGAAAUACUCCAAAUACAUCAACAAAGGCGCCGCUGACAGAUAUAAAGAAAAAGAUGAGCUGAAGAAAGAGAAAGAGACCAGGGAGAGCAGUAGUCACGAGGAUACGACUAGAAGAGACAAGGGUACGAGAGAGGGCCGAGACUCAAGAGAUCGGGACGAGAGGUCACGGGAUAAACAUGACCGAAAGAAAGACAAGCACAGAGAACGAGAACGGGAAAGAGAGGGGUCAUCGUCAAGUUCUAGCAAGAAAAGGAAAUAUGAAGAUGAUAGACCUGCAUCAAGUCACAGAAAUGGACACAGCUCUAGUAACAAUGAGAGAUCUCAGUUGUUGUGGGUUCGACCAAACCUCAGGGCUCGACUCGUAGAUGAGAAAUACAAGAAAGGGAAAUAUUUCAAUGUAAAGGUUGUUAUAGUUGAUGUUUUUGACAAAGAUCACUGUGUUUGUAAAACUGAAGAUGGGAAAAUAUUAGAAGAUAUCUCUCAGACCAUGCUUGAGACGGUUGUACCAAAGUCAGACUCUGCCUACGUGUCCAUAGUGUCAGGGAAAUACAGGGGCCAGAUUGCUCAUGUACUGGAGAGAGACAAGAAGAAGUAUUCAGCCAUGUUACAGCUACUUAGCGAUAGAGACAAAGUGCUUCAGAUUGAUUACGACUCUAUAUGUGAAUUUGUAGGGGACAUAAAUGAAGAAUUUGACUUCUAACUCAUUUAAAAUGAAUGUUAAAUAUAAGUUGGGCACAGCAUACCAUACCUUCUGAAUUGUACUUAUUUAAACUGAUGAGUGUGUUUAAAUAAAAAUUAAACAUAUGUUAAGUUCUUGAAAAUUCCUUUAAAUGCACUGCAAUAUUGCUAAAAGGAUUAAAUCACUGGUGCAAAUAAAGAGUGAUUUGAUUCCAUGCAUCAUUUAAUGGAUACAUACAUUUAAGGGAAGCACUAUUUCUUGUAUGAUAUAACAACAUCAUUACCAUUCAUUGUUUAAUACUUCAAGUUUGUACUAUAGAAAUACAUUGUACAUUUAUAUAGUGGCAUGACGCACAAAACAAUAUCACAUUAAACAUUGUUUGGAAUUCUGUUGUGAUGUUUUUAUUGAUU
Dreissena polymorpha is the source of this 1965-nucleotide messenger RNA. Its product is annotated as G-patch domain and KOW motifs-containing protein-like. Bases 38 to 1576 code for a protein of 512 amino acids. Gene Ontology annotation, molecular function: nucleic acid binding. Gene Ontology annotation, biological process: mRNA splicing, via spliceosome. The transcript has 11 exons. Gene Ontology annotation, cellular component: spliceosomal complex. The record is from RefSeq and is a predicted model, not a curated record. NCBI's taxonomy places the organism in Eukaryota, Metazoa, Mollusca, Bivalvia, Myida, Dreissenidae.